Messenger RNA from Oncorhynchus keta (chum salmon), 3613 nucleotides. RefSeq names its product leucine, glutamate and lysine rich 1 (gene lekr1). Lineage: Eukaryota; Metazoa; Chordata; Actinopteri; Salmoniformes; Salmonidae. The transcript is spliced from 12 exons. Bases 228 to 2177 code for a protein of 649 amino acids. The record is from RefSeq and is a predicted model, not a curated record.
GUUAGGCGUGUUGGUUCCUGAAAAGUGUCUCUCUCUUCCUGCGCUGGGAACAGCAGUUCAGGCAGGCGACGUACUGUGUCAUUCUGCGUAAAAACCGGCGCGGUAUCCAUGGUGACAGACAACGCUUGGAUCGCUCUUCCUGGCCAAGCGCACAGAAGGAAACAGCGUAACACUUUUUAGUGAGAUAAUUGCUGUUUUGCUUCUUUCGUUUCAAGAAAAUUGGCCCAAUGGGAGAGAGAGAGUCUGUGGAGAGAGAGGAGAUGGGCCUGCACAUUCCCUACUACCCUCUCCCAGAGGAAAUACAACAGAUGGAGAGGUCGGAGACUGUGUGUCAGUACUGCGGUGUGAGUUAUCUCAUCCUCCACGAGUUCCAGCUCCUCCAGGACAGGUUGGCCCAGGUGGAGAGAGAGCUCCAGAACCAGAGAGGGACCACAGAGAGAGAGAGAGCCAAGAGAGAGCUGCUGGAACUGGGCAGAGAGGAGUGGGAGAGGGCUCUGAGAGAAGAGAUCCAGAGAGGGGCCACAGAGAAAGAGAAAGUCCUGAGAGAAGAACAUGAAAAGAGGUUUGAAGAGAGGAGAUUCCUAAAUGAGGAGAUAGAAAAAAGGAGUGAGGAGAGAUGGAGAGUCCUGAAAGAAAAACUCCAACAGUCCAGCACUCAUCUGGAGGAACAGAGGGAAGACCUGCAUCAGCUGGAAGAGAGGCUGAAGAGUGUGGGUUUGGAGCGAGGCAUGACAGAGGGGCUGCUGUGUAAAGAGAGAGAGCUCUGCCAACAGCUCAGAGAGAGGUGCGUAAGACAGCAGCAGGCCCUGACUGCCACCCUGUCUCUGCUUCGAUGCUCUCGUGAGGAGCUAAGAGAUGUACAGGGUUUCCUUAGCCAACUGACAGGGGCCUGGGAGGACUGCAGUUCACAGCUACUGGAGAGGAGCAGGGAGUCAUACUCAGAGCUCAGGGAGGAGCUGAGGAGUGUGUGUGUCGAACUCCAGAGGAUCAGGACGGAGAGAGAGAACGUGGAGCAGAAACUCAUAGUUCAGAGCAGAAAGACAGAAGAGCUGGUGAACCAACAGACACACGCCCAGAGGGAGCACAGAGAGAGACUUCUCAGGCUGUCCCAAGAGCUCAGGGAGAAGGAGGAAGGCUGGUUGUCAUGCCAAUGCAGGUGUAACUCUCUACAAUCACAGCUGUUGGCAUGUCAACAGAGAGAGGAGGAGGCAACCCGGAAGUACUCUGUGGCUGAGCAGGAAGUGGAAGCUCUGAGGAGAAAACUAGAACACGCCCAACAAAAGAGCAAAGACCUGAGGAGAGACAGUGAGAAGAUGAUGGAGUCCCACCGUAAAGCCUUGACCAAGAUGGAGGAUGACUACAGACAGGAGCUGCCCUUCAAGCUACAGGCAGUUCUGGAGGAGCAGAGGACCCAGAAUGCUGUGCGUCUCAAGGAGCAGGAAGAGGAGCUAAAGAGGGAGGCGGCAUUAGAGCUGGUGAUUGACAGGGAGAAGAGUCAGGAGCUGCUGCUGCAGUACCAGAGAGAGAAGGAGCAGAUGCAGAGGAAGCUAUCCUCCCAGGUCCACUCAGCCACACAGGAGCUCAGAGAGGAGGUGCAGAGGCUGAGGGAGAUGCAGGAGGAGAGGAGCACUAAAGAGGAGAGGCUACAGCGUGUACUACAGCACUCACAGCAACAGGGGGCGCUAGAGCUGAGCCAGGCCAGAACAGAACUGCAGCUGCUGAGAGGAGAGAACACUGGACUACAGGACGAGGUGGUAUUGCUUCAGGAGACAGUGAGGAGAGAGUGUGAAGAGAGAGGGGAGCUGACCGCUGCUCUUACCCAAGCUAGAGAGCAGCUCCUGGUGCUACGACGCCAAGCCUCGCCCCUGGAUCUCUCCCACCUCAAGGGCAAACACCCCCAGACAGACCUCCCACAUUCCCAGACCAAAGUCAGACUGCCCCUCACCCGCUCCUUCACCCCCCAGCACACACUGAGACCCUCCCCUCCAUACACAGCCACGGGGGGGAGAGAAGGGGGAGGCGUGGGAAGGAGUGUGGCAUCCUGGCACGGUAGUGGGGGAGGGGCUGGGGAGAAAGGGAGAGGGGGAGAGAGAGGGGGGAACCUGCCCAAACUGAGGUCCAGCAGUGAGGUCAAACACAGAGUUAAUCUGGUGAUGGGGAGGAAGGAGAGAUCCUGAAACACACUGUGUUACUCACACAGACAUUUAGGAAAAGAGAUGAAACGUGCCGCACACACAUAUAUAUGGUCACCUACACUCACAGGCACAUGAUACACUGUGGGCUGAGAAUUCUGCUUCAAUAACGUUCACAGACACUCACACUCCAUCCCAGAGACAAACACACUUGAGUUCACACACACAUUCAAACAGCCUCCCUCAGUCAGUUUCAAUGGCACGCCACAGCUUUCAGCUUUCAAACAAACACACACUCACACUCCAUCACGAGGCCAGGAGAGUAGAAGCUUGACAGCACAUCCCCUGCCACCCGCAGACACAAACAAAGGCCUGACAUGCACUCACUGCAGCACACAUACACACACGGACACACACACACAUGGACACACACACACACACACACACAGACAAACUCGCAUGCACAUGCGUGCACACACACACACAUGGACACACACAGACACACACACACACACACAGACAGAGACACACUCGCAUGCACAUACACUCAUCCUCUCGAUUUGUCUCAGAGCCUUCUCUAUUACAGAUGUGCUAUAACUCACUCACACACACACUCGAAGAGCAUUGUCCCUCACAGGGAUAGUCUCACUAACUCACACACAGACACACACAAAGACAGACACACACGCCUGUCUGAAUAUUGGUAGUGGAGCUAUGGCACAGCAGUCACACACACAUUGUGUGUGGUUUUGUGAGAAAGCAUCCCAUAAUAUCUAUUGAUGUUUUUUAGUGCGACUCAUCGUUGUUCCUGGUGCUCAUGUUCUCCCUCCAGAUGCACUCCUGACCUUUCACCUCUCCUUUCAUCUCCUCCUCCCUAUCGCCCUGCGGCCUCGCGCCUCACUUCCUGCUACCGUGACCUCCACUUCCUGAACCUCCUCUACCACUCUUUGAAGAGGGCAGGUCUUUCAACACGGACCAGAGUUAUAAACACACUCUCUAUCUUGCUUUCUCUCUCUCUCUCUCUAUCUUGCUUUCUCUCUCUCUCUCUCUAUCUUGCUUUCUCUCUCUCUCUCUCUCUCUCUCUCUCUCUCUCUCUCUCUCUCUCUCUCUCUCUCUCUCUCACUACCUUUUUGCCUCCAUCCAUAUCUCUUCCUUCCACCCUCUCUCUGCCAGUCUCCUUUUCUUCCUGUGAUUGUGGGUAUGUAACGGGUGGCCUUGUAUGUACGUGUGUUUUGGGUGACCGUGUCUCUGUGAGGGAGAGGGAUGCAGUGUGAAUGGACACUGCUGUUCCCACACUGGGGCAGUCCUACAAGGAAGGCCACUAACUGUUCUGCUUAGGGAGCGGUCGAAAUGUACACAAUUGUUACCCAGAGGAAAAUGGGGGAAUGUCAUGCUAUUUCAGUGUUUAGUACUUUUUCAUUUAGUCCAGGGGAGUGUCAUGUCAUGUGUAAUUGAUUAAAUGUCGUAUUGCUCAGUGUUUA